Triticum aestivum (bread wheat) is the source of this 1884-nucleotide messenger RNA. RefSeq names its product fructan 6-exohydrolase-like. Bases 1 to 1770 code for a protein of 589 amino acids. The transcript has 6 exons. Gene Ontology annotation, molecular function: hydrolase activity, hydrolyzing O-glycosyl compounds. Lineage: Eukaryota; Viridiplantae; Streptophyta; Magnoliopsida; Poales; Poaceae. Gene Ontology annotation, biological process: carbohydrate metabolic process. The record is from RefSeq and is a predicted model, not a curated record.
AUGGCCGGACUCCCUCUCGCCGCGUGCGUCCUCGCCUUCCACCUCUGCCUUCUCCUCUCGCCGUCCUCCGCACUCCGCCGGCUCUCGGAAGCAGAGAGCUCGCUAGUCCGCCAUGGCGUGGGCAUCAGGCCCGCCUACCACUUCCUGCCCGCCAAGAACUGGCAGAACGAUCCGAAUGGGCCAAUGUACCACAAGGGUGUGUACCACUUGUUCUACCAGUACAACCCACUUGGCGCGAUGUGGGGCACCGGCAACCUCUCUUGGGGUCACUCCGUCUCCCACGAUCUCGUCAACUGGGUCGCGCUCCACACCGUGCUCGACCCCACCACCCCCUUCGACGCGAACGGCUGUUGGUCAGGCUCCGCCACCGUUCUCCCGAGCGGCUUCCCAGCCUUACUGUACACCGGCAUCGACACCCAUAAGGUGCAGGUGCAAAACAUCGCCUUCCCCAAGAAUCCUGCUGACCCAUUCCUCCGUGAGUGGGUGAAACCCAACUACAACCCUGUCAUCCCGCACCCGCCUGACGUCCCUGGCGACAGCUUCCGCGAUCCUUCGACGGCGUGGAUAGGCAGCGACAGCAUGUGGCGCAUCGUCGUUGCAGCCAAGGUCGGCGGCCCCAUGGGCAUUGCCUCCACCCUUGUCUACCGGAGCAAGGAAUUCCGGCGUUGGAAGCGGAAUGCCUCACCAUUGUACAUGUCACGAGCCGCCAUCAUGGUCGAGUGCCCGGACCUGUUCCCAGUGGCGGGCCCGGACACGGAGGAGGGGCGGCUCGACUACGCAUCCAUUGCGGCGAACGGUGCUGCGAGGCACGUGUUGAAGCUGAGUGUAAUGAACACGACUCAAGACUACUACGCGGUUGGGAGGUACGACGACACGGCGGACACCUUCACGCCACAGGUGGACGUGGAGCGCGACAUCGACGAUUGUCGAAAUUGGCGUCGCAUCGACUAUGGCCAUGUGUACGCAUCCAAGUCCUUCUUUGACGCGGGGAAGAACCGACGCGUGUUGUGGGCGUGGGCCAACGAUUCCGAUAGCCAGGCCGAUGAUAUUGCUAGGGGUUGGUCCGGCAUCCAGACGGUUCCGAGGAAGGUGUGGCUAGACGGCGAUGGGAAGCAGCUUCGGCAGUGGCCGAUUGAGGAGAUCGAGACGCUGAGGAGGAAACAAGUCAUCGGCUUGCUCGGAGCGCAAGUGAACGCCGGGGGCAUGAACGAGAUUAUUGGUGCAGGUGCACAAGCUGACGUGGAGGCUGUCUUUGAGAUCCCAUCCCUGGAAGAGGCCGAGAGCUUUGAUCCCAACUGGUUGUUGGACCCGCAAAAGUUGUGCGCAGAGAAGGGUGCGUCCGCGCGGGGCGGGGUGGGCCCAUUCGGGCUGCUCGUCAUGGCCUCUAGCGACUUGCAUGAGUACACAUCCGUCUUCUUCAGGGUGUUCAAAUACAAUCAGAAGCCUAAAGUCCUCAUGUGCACCGACCUCACAAGAUCGACUACGAGAGCCAAUGUGUACAAGCCGUCAUACGGUGGCUUUGUGGACAUGGACAUCGAGGAGCACAAGAGGAGUAUAUCUCUUAGAACACUGAUUGACCAUUCGGUGGUAGAGAGUUUUGGAGGCGGGGGGCGCACAUGCAUCACGGCACGUGUUUACCCUAAGCACGUCGAGAAGAGCGAUAGCCACAUGUACGUGUUCAACAACGGGACCGGUGUUGUGAUGGUGUCCAAGCUCGAAGCAUGGAGGCUGGCAACGGCGACCAUAAACGCCGUCCCUGGUGGGUCAUAGCAACAUGUGUAAAUAAUUAUUGUACACUUUUCAGUGUAGGAAUAAUGAAUUUUGAACACUUGGAGAGCUUGUAGUAUCACAGGGAGCUUUAUUAUCCACAACUCUUGCAUAUGA